AUUUCAUGGUUUAAGGAUGAUGACCUAGAAGGGAAAGGAAGUCUCUUUUUGGAUAAAACUCAGUAUGGGAAAAUGCUUAAGCUGCUGCAAAAAGGACAAGAACUUCCAGUCAGAUUGCUUUGAAGAUGAAGUUGCUUCAGACCCCCAGCAUCAUGGAGUCUCUUCUGUGUCACAGCCGAAUAUAUCUCUUAGUCCUAAACUACCUCAUCGUUCUGCAUCAUAUGCAAUCAGUUCACCCAAAAGAAGUAGAAAAUCAUCUUCUCCGUCAAGUCCAUCUACCAGCUCACAUUUUUCUGGAAGAAGUCAAUGUUUAUUUUUUAAAUUUCAGAAAAGCAAGUCUUUUCUUUGCUGGUGUCAACGUAGUGCAAACUUUGAUUCUCAAGAAGACACAAGCACCAGCGAUUGCAAAUCUUGUUCAGAUUAUUUUGAUGCUCUCAGAUCCAGAAGAUGCUUUUCUUCCUGUAAACUAAGUAUAGUUGCCUGUAAUAGGCAUGCCACUUUUUUUGAAUCUCAGCCAAAUAAGCAAGACAUAUUUAAUCUAAAUGAAAUAGAAAUGUUUUCUAAAAGCCCAAACUAUAUCCCAUCCAUGAGUGAGCCUACCUCAGGCAUCGCUGAAGAGGAAAGCUUUGCUGUCCUGUCUCAAGAUGAAGACAAAGCUUCACCUACUGAAAUUCCUAAAAUAAGGUUAUCUCAGACGUUCCUCCUUGUUAAAAGGGCAGCUUAAAUAAGACGUUUUCCCACCAAGCACACUCAAGAGUGUGUAGAAAUC
Molecule: messenger RNA, 769 nt
Organism: Octodon degus (degu)
Lineage: Eukaryota; Metazoa; Chordata; Mammalia; Rodentia; Octodontidae
Exons: 2
Coding region: 65-724 (219 amino acids)
Source: RefSeq, a predicted model, not a curated record